Messenger RNA from Rotaria sordida, 1460 nucleotides. The record is from the annotation of a GenBank genome assembly. NCBI's taxonomy places the organism in Eukaryota, Metazoa, Rotifera, Eurotatoria, Philodinida, Philodinidae.
ACAAGAACUCUACAUGACCAAAAUUAAACAUCUUGAUACCUUUAAAAAUUCAUUCUUAGAAUACGAUAUAGUAUGCAGCAUGGGCACUUGGUCUGCUGAAGGUACAUUAAUUAUGAUAAAGAAAAAGUACGUAAUUGUUGACAGCGAUGUCGAUCCUGAUGGUCGAAUCGUCUUCAUCAAAACUACAUACAAUCAAAUUCCAAUUGUAAUCGUUAGUAUUUACGCUCCAAUACAAAUUACUGAACGAUGUACAUUUUUCAAAGAUUUAUAUUUAUAUAUACCAUCAUCUGAAUGGAUAUUAAUUGGUGGGAAUUUCGACUGUACACCAAAUAAUCAAUAUGAUAGGAAUUGAAACGAAAUUGUUAGCGUCAACAGAUGACACUAUGUUGCCGCUAACUAAUUUAGUCACUGUCCUUUGGUCAUUUUGUUUUGUCCUUCCUUCCAUAUAUAAUUUGUCUUCCUGUCGUUUUAUUUUUUUUUCUCUCUCUCUCUCCUAUAUAUAUGCUUUCAUUAGUUAUCAUUACUAGUCAGUUGAUUAUCUUGUUGUUAUCAUUCAUCCUUCUGAACAACAUCUCUUUUCUCUCUCGUCCCCUCACCUAUUAUAAGCCUUAUUUUUCCUCUCUUUUAUUAUUACUCGUAUAUCUAUGAUCUUGUCUUUUUCCUUAUCAUCAAUAAACUCUAAACUACCUACAUCUCAACUAUCAUUUUCCUUAUUGCUGGAUAUAUUAUUCAGGUAGGCAGUUUUCCUUUUACGUGUGAUAUCUCAGAACUAUAUACAGACCAGACACUUUUCUGUAGUUAUCUUCCCGCUUACCAAUAGAAAGUGUGCAGGAGAUUUAGGAUAACAUACGAAAAGCUAACAGAAAUCAUACACCCAUUAUUAUUAACAGAAUUAUUUCGUGCUAAAUACCCUCGAAAGAUCAAUUACUCGUUUCAUGAUGAAACAAGGAAUUAUCAUAGUCGUAUUGAUUUAUUUUUUGAUUCAGAAAUAGGCAAGAAAAAUAUCCAAAAAUAGAUUAUGUCCCAGCUGGUUUCUCUGAUCAUGAUUGUUUAAUAGUCAAAUUAGAAAGUCCAACAUUAAAUGAAAAAAUUUUUUGAAGGUGGAUAUGUAACCCCGACGUUAUCAAAAAAAAAAAAACUUUCAAGAAAAAUUUCGAGCAAUGUGGAAUGUGUUCCUCAAUUUGGAUAUAAUGAAUUCAAUACAUUGGUGGAUAGACUUCAAGACAAGUUUAACUUUUCUGUUACAGGAAGAAGAAAAACAAAUGAAUCACGAAAUUCGACAUGAAUUAUAUCAAUUACAAUUGGAAUAUCGUAUUCGGGCUAAUGAUCCAACUGAUGAAGAUCUUAUGCAAAUGGAUAUUAUACAUAAAGAUAUUCGCAUUUUAUUAGAAAAAAAAAUCAAUAAUACAUUACCAAAUGCACGUGAACAAAAUGUUAAACAACUGAGUAACUUAGUAUAG